GCAAGGAAGGGAACUAAGCCUUUGAGCUUUCUGGGUGAACUCAAGCCACAAGAGCCACAAGAUAAAGUGGGUGAAGCCAUAGGACACAAGUGCCAGGCCUUAGGACUCAUACUUCUGAUCUGGCUCCACAUUGAGGCUUUCACAAUCCUCACCCCUGCCGACCUGCCCCGCCUUGAGCAACAGAAUGCCCACCGGCCUCAAGGGUCGCCAAGUGCUUGACCUGGUAUACCCAAAGUUCUUGUUGGUGCUGCUGCUGCUGCUAGCGCCUCAGUUGGAGCCAGUAACUGGGGCUCAGACCACGCCAGGCACUUCCAGCACCCUGAGCACGACGGGCGGCCCCAAAGUCCCAGACCUGCCAAACCUGCGAGAGCAAGCGCGCGCCCUGAUGAGAGACUUCCCGCUUGUGGAUGGCCACAAUGACCUACCUCUGGUCCUGAGACAGUUUUACCAGAAUGGGGUACAGGAUGCUAACCUUCGAAACUUCUCCUAUGGCCAGACCAGCCUAGACAGGCUUCGAGAUGGCCUUGUGGGUGCUCAGUUCUGGUCAGCUUACGUCCCAUGCCAGACCCAGGACCGGGAUGCUGUGCGCCUCACGCUGGAACAGAUUGACCUCAUUCGCCAUAUGUGUGCCUCUUAUUCUGAGCUGGAGCUUGUGACCUCAGUUAAAGCUCUGAACAGUACCCGGAAAUUGGCCUGCCUCAUUGGCGUGGAGGGUGGACACUCCCUGGAUAACAGCCUCUCUGUGCUUCGAAGUUUCUAUCUGCUGGGAGUGCGCUACCUGACACUCACACACACCUGCAACACGCCCUGGGCAGAGAGCUCAUCUAAGGGCAUCCACUCAUUCUACAACAGUGUCAAUGGCCUGACCAGCUUUGGUGAGAAGGUGGUGGCAGAAAUGAAUCGCUUGGGCAUGAUGGUUGACUUGUCCCAUGUCUCUGAUGCUGUGGCACGGACGGCCCUGAAAGUGUCACAGGCACCUGUGAUCUUCUCUCACUCCGCUGCCCGGGGUGUGUGCAGAAAUGCUCGAAAUCUUCCUGAUGAUAUCCUGAAGCUUCUGAAGAAGAAUGGUGGCAUCGUGAUGGUAACCUUGUCUGUGGGGGUACUGCAGUGCAACCCGCUAGCCAACGUGUCCACUGUGGCAGAUCACUUUGACCACAUCAGGGCAGUCAUCGGAUCUGAGUUCAUUGGGAUUGGUGGAGAUUAUGAUGGCACCAGCCAGUUCCCUCAGGGACUGGAGGACGUGUCCACAUACCCAGUGCUGAUAGAGGAGCUGCUGAGGCGGGGCUGGAGUGAACAAGAGCUUCAAGGAGUCCUUCGAGGAAAUUUCCUUCGGGUGUUUGGAAAAGUGGAACAGGUACAGGAGAAAAACAGAUGGCAAAGUCCCCUGGAGGAUAUGAUCCCAGAGCAGCAACUGAACAGUCCUUGUCACUCAGUCCUGCCAGGUCUGCACCAGAAACAGCAUCAAAACCAGAAUAGAACAGAGAUGUCAACACAUCAUACACUCAAGUUAUCAGACAACUGGUCACGCUCAAAAUCUCCCCACAUAGUCCCAAGCCUCCCUGUUGUUGCUGUCUUUUCAGGCCUUAUUUUGUGGCUUUAGUGACCUAUUCAGUGCUACCAAAGAUCACUCUGGCACCUCUGAACCCCACAAAAAUCCUUCCCUUUUGCUGGUACAAAAAUUUCCUGGAAAUAAAUG
This is a messenger RNA of Nannospalax galili (Upper Galilee mountains blind mole rat), 1696 nucleotides long. Its product is annotated as dipeptidase 2. NCBI's taxonomy places the organism in Eukaryota, Metazoa, Chordata, Mammalia, Rodentia, Spalacidae. The transcript has 11 exons. The coding region runs from base 185 to 1600 and encodes 471 amino acids. Gene Ontology annotation, molecular function: metallodipeptidase activity. Gene Ontology annotation, biological process: proteolysis. The record is from RefSeq and is a predicted model, not a curated record.